AAUUCUCACCCAUCUGCUGACAGUUCUUUGAGAAAACCCGUUGAAGAUGAAGAAUAUAUUAAUUUCUUUCUUGUCGCUUUACUGCUUCGUGUUAAGUGUCCAGUCAGAAGCUGUAUGUCCUACUGACAAAAAGGCUGUGAUAUGUUAUUGGGGCAGUUGGUCCAUAUACCGACCAGGGUUAGGCAACUUUAAAAUCGAACAUAUCGACUUAGAGUACUGUACACAUUUCGUAUACACUUUCGCCGGUAUCAAUUUGAAUGGCGUCAUCGACUCACUGGAUUACCACAACGACAUUAAUUUGGGUGGAUAUAAAAAGGUUAUUGCGUUGAAGGAAGAGUAUCCUUGUGCUAAGGUUCUACUCGCUAUUGGAGGAUGGAACGAAGGAUCUGAAAAGUAUUCGUAUAUGGCAGAAGAUGAGGAGCGCCGUAAGGAAUUUGUUGAAAGUGUGAUUCGCUUUAUAAUCCACUUUAACUUUGAUGGCUUUGAUAUUAACUGGGAGUAUCCAACCGAACGGGGUGGCAUUGUAGAUGAUAGAGAAAACUACAGUCUGCUUUUGGAAAUGUUGCACAAGGAAUUGUCGAAACGUGGUCGCAUUUUAACUGCAGCGGUGCCCGCAAAUUUAUACACAAUCAAUAAGGCAUACGAACUCGAAGUCAUGUGCAAUAAUUUGGAUUUACUUAACAUUAUGGGAUAUGAUAUGCAACAGCGUGACAAGACCAGCGUUCAUGCCCCAUUAAAACGUGAAAACAGCGAUCCAUCGAAAAAGGAGACUCUGGAAACCGUUGUACAACAUCUGCUCAAGAGCGGUUGCCCGAAAGAAAAAUUAGUUUUAGGUAUACCAGCAUUCGGACGGAGCUAUACGUUGUAUUCACAGUAUUCAACUGGAUUAAAUGCAUUGGUUAAAGGAGUUGGUAGGGCAGGAAAUUUUAGUCAAUCCGAAGGUUUUCUAGGAUACAACGAAAUUUGUGAAGAGGUGAGGUCAGACAAUGGCUGGAAGAUUACUUACCUUCGGAACAGUGCUGCCAAGUAUGCAUCGAAGGGUGAUCAGUGGAUCAGUUUUGAUGACGUUGACACAGUUCAACAAAAGGUCCGCUUCGUGAAAGAGAAAAACUUGGCUGGUGUUAUGCUUUGGUCAAUUGAUACGGAUGAUUUUCAUGGCGACUGCUUCGGUGAAUCUUACCCGUUAUUAAGUGCAAUCAACCGAGAACUAUAUUAACGUUACUCCAGAUUAAUCGAAUGAAAAAUCAUUAUUUCAACCAUAAAAUUGAGAAAUUUAAUGCAAUAAAAAAUAUUUAUAAUCCAGCA
This is a messenger RNA of Bradysia coprophila, 1305 nucleotides long. RefSeq names its product putative chitinase 2. Gene Ontology annotation, molecular function: chitin binding; chitinase activity. Gene Ontology annotation, cellular component: extracellular region. NCBI's taxonomy places the organism in Eukaryota, Metazoa, Arthropoda, Insecta, Diptera, Sciaridae. The record is from RefSeq and is a predicted model, not a curated record. Gene Ontology annotation, biological process: chitin catabolic process; carbohydrate metabolic process.